AUGGAGGCAAUUAAGUUGUUUGAAGAUGACAAUAAUAUGGAUGUAGAAGGCAACGUGAUGGCAGAGGAAAACAUUGUUACGGCACCAAACGACGCGGAAGGGAAUAUUGAGUCAUCUGGUGUGCAUAGUUGGCAAGGAGAUACUAAUUAUUUUAUUCCGGAGUGUUGUGAAAAGAAAAAACCUGUCAUCGGGCAACAGUUCGCAUCAAUGGAAGAAGGUGUGGCGUUUUAUAAACUUUACGCAGUUGAAGCCGGAUUUGAUGUACGAUGCAGCACAGUGAGGAAGAACAAAGAAGGAUAUAUAGAAGUUAGGUAUUUACUUUGUUCACGGGAAGGGCACACAACAAGCACAAAUGACGGGACUAAUUGUAACGAUGAGGAUGCCACACCAAACACAAAAACACGACGACGCGUGUCGAACAGGGUGGGUUGUAAUGCUAGGUGUGUCAUUAGGCGAAGAAAGGAUAGGGUGUACGCAAUUACUAUUUUUGAAGAAAAACACAACCACCCACUGUGCUCAGAGUCUGGUAGAAUGUUCCUGAAGAUAAACCGUUCGUUAGAUGUUGGACACCAAGAAUUCAUAUCAGCGUGUGCGAAAGCUAACAUAGGAACCUCUAAAGCAUUUGAACUGUACGCAGAAUUAACGGGAGGUUUUGAUAAAGUGGGUGCGACUUGUGUGGAUUUUAGAAAUUGCAAGAGAGACGUCAAUGCAUAUCUACAUGAAGCUGACGCACAAGCAGUGGUAGACAAGUAUAGGAAAAAACAAUUACUAUUUCCAACCUAUACCUUUGAAUACGAAACAGAUGAUGAACAGCAACUACGAGGGCUAUUCUGGGCCGACCCAAUAGCCAAGGAGAACUUCCAAAGAUUUGGAGAUAUGGUAUCUUUCGAUGCUACAUACAGCACGAACAGGUACAAUAUGGUAUUCGUGCCAUUUACAGGGAUUGAUAACAACAAGAAGUGCGUCACAUUUGGAGCAAGACUCAUCUCAAAGGAAAACAAAGAAUCAUAUGCGUGGCUGUUGAAUGCAUUCAAGCGGUGUAUGGGGCACAAUCCUGCAUGCGUAAUAACACACCAAGACCCAGCAAUGAAGGAAGUAAUACCCCAGAUUUUCCCGGAUACACGCCACCGUUUUUGUAUGUGGCACAUCAUGACGAAAGUAAAUGAAAAGGUGGGAGUGAAACUAGCCAAGGACGAAAUAUUCCGGAGAAAAUUAAAUGCAGUGGUGUGGGAUGAAACGUUGGGUCGUGAAGAGUUUGAGGUCAAGUGGCACGAAAUAAUGACAGAAUAUAAGCUACAAAAAGACAAAUGGUUGACACAAUUGUUUGAUGUGAGAUCGAAUUGGAUAGAGGCGUACUUCAGUGACUUUUUUUGGGUGGGCUAA
Ipomoea triloba (trilobed morning glory) is the source of this 1383-nucleotide messenger RNA. Its product is annotated as protein FAR1-RELATED SEQUENCE 5-like. The transcript is spliced from 3 exons. Gene Ontology annotation, biological process: regulation of DNA-templated transcription. Bases 1 to 1383 code for a protein of 460 amino acids. NCBI's taxonomy places the organism in Eukaryota, Viridiplantae, Streptophyta, Magnoliopsida, Solanales, Convolvulaceae. The record is from RefSeq and is a predicted model, not a curated record.